AUGACAUCCAAACCCAGUCCCGCAAUUACUACAACCUACUCUCCGACGCCGUCCUCGAAAAAAACACGGCCUGAUGUCGAUUGGGUCCGACCCGACAGCCGUGGAUUCCAUCAGUGUCGCCCCGCAUUUUUCAGGACAGCUGCUGUAAAUGCUGCUGCUGGAUCUGCCUAUGCCGAGUUUGGAAAUACAAAGGUCAUUGUUUCUGUAUUCGGACCCAGAGAAAGCAAGAAGGCAAUGAUGUAUAGUGAUGUGGGCCGGUUAAAUUGCAACGUUAGCUACACGAAAUUUGCUACCCCAGUGCGUAAUCAGGAGGCAGACUGUAAAGAGUUGUCGUUGAUGCUUCAUAAAGCUCUCGAAGGUGCCAUAUUGUUGGAAACCUUUCCAAAGACAACAGUAGAUGUUUUCGCUUUGGUGUUGGAGUCUGGAGGCACCGAUCUUCCUGUGGUAGUGUCCUGUGCAAGCCUUGCCCUAGCUGAUGCAGGGAUUAUGAUGUAUGACCUUGUUGCUGGAGUUUCUGUGGCCUCUCUCAGUAAAAAGAACCUAGUGAUUGAUCCAGUACAAGAAGAGGAAAGCUCUCAAGAUGGAAGCCUAAUGCUGACUUGUAUGCCAUCAAGAUACAAGGUUACCCAGCUAACCAUUACCGGGGAAUGGUCAUCUGCAAACCUUAAUGAGGCUAUGGAGCUGUGCCUCGAUGCUUGCUCCAAGCUUGCGAAAAUUAUGAGGUCUUGUCUGAAAGAUGCUGCAUCUUUAGCUGCCCAAGAGUAG
This is a messenger RNA of Linum trigynum, 765 nucleotides long. NCBI's taxonomy places the organism in Eukaryota, Viridiplantae, Streptophyta, Magnoliopsida, Malpighiales, Linaceae. The record is from the annotation of a GenBank genome assembly.